CACAUCGUGUAACCCGGCCCGAGAGAUGGGCUCAUCGGGGCACCGUGCGACCGAAAGUGGCCAGAUGACGGGCGAACCCCAGAACGUCAGCCAACCCUUGGCACGGUCGAAGGCAACUCCGCUCGCGAAUCAAAGGGUUUCGGCGGCGAUCGAAACCCUCCUAACGGUGCUACUGAUCACGAUCGAUCUGGUGAAAGUGGUGCUACUCGCAUUGCCGGUGCUCGUGAGGGAAAUUUACUCCAUGGUCUCACCGCGCCGCUCGAAAGACGUCCGCGGCCAGGUAGUCCUUAUAACCGGCGGGGGCAACGGGUUGGGCCGCAGCAUGGCGCGGCUGUUUGCGACCCGCGGCUGCAAGCUGGUGCUGGUGGACAUCGAUCUUGGGGCGGCCCAGCGGACGUGCGACGAGCUGAAACAGGAGCUGGGCACCACGGCCUGGGCGUACCGGGUGGACGUGUCCAAGUACGACGAGUGUCGCCGGCUGGCGGAGCAGAUGAAAAGCGACGGCUGCGGCACGGUGGACAUCCUCGUCAACAACGCCGGCCUGAUACUGUUUGCGUUCCUUGGCGAAUCGGAUCCCGAGCGAGAAGCCAACGUGGUGGACGUCAACAUCAAGUCACACAUUUGGAUGACAAGAGUCUUCCUGAACGAAAUGAUCCAACGAAAGAGGGGCCACAUCGUUGGAAUAUCGUCCAUGUCCGGCAUGUAUGCCUUUCCGUGGGGCGUCGUGUAUUCGGCGACAAAGUUUGCUGUUUCUGGUUUUAUGGCAUCACUCACGGAGCAGCUACGCAUCCAGGGUCUAUCGAAAGCGGUACGAACUACGUGCAUAAAUCCUUACUAUGUGGCGACGCGCAAGGAUGUAGUGGACUUUUUGGAGAAACCACGGUUUCCUCUACUGGAUGUCGAUGAUGCAGCUGAGCAGAUGGUUAAAGGAAUUUUGAGGAAUGAUGUGGUCGUGACCGUGCCAAGAUUGUUUGGCGUUUUCACACGCUUCAUGCUACUGUUUCCCGUGUCAGUGCAACAAUUGGUGCGGGAUUAUCUUAUACGAGAGUACGAGCUGAACAAAUGUUUAAAUCCGUGAUUGAAGCAAGAAAAGUGCCAAAUGGCUGAACAUUCGCUUAAUGUUCAUGGCAUUCGGCGAUGAUCAACCGUUGGAUUAGUAAUAUGAUCAGUACCGUUAAUCACUAGAUAUAGUGAAGCUUAAAGCAUUUCGGAGAGUUACGAAACCUGA
This is a messenger RNA of Anopheles cruzii, 1228 nucleotides long. Its product is annotated as 17-beta-hydroxysteroid dehydrogenase 13-like. NCBI's taxonomy places the organism in Eukaryota, Metazoa, Arthropoda, Insecta, Diptera, Culicidae. The record is from RefSeq and is a predicted model, not a curated record. The transcript has 4 exons. Gene Ontology annotation, molecular function: oxidoreductase activity, acting on the CH-OH group of donors, NAD or NADP as acceptor. Bases 26 to 1078 code for a protein of 350 amino acids. Gene Ontology annotation, cellular component: lipid droplet.